AUGACACCCGCUACCGCGCUGCGCUUCCUGCUGAGUUCUGCGCCAAGAACCCCCCCCCCCAUGUACAUCACCCUCUACUACAUAGUCACCCGGCUCCCUGACUCCCUUCGCUCGGUCAAGGACCACUUCGUCUCUGUUUGCCCCACCACUCUCAUCGUUGACCUCCUCGAGGAGCGCCUCCUAGCAGCUGAGAAGAGUAUAGUCGCUGUAGGAGCCUCUCGAGGUGACCCUCGCGCCCCUGUCUUUGAGGGGUGCUCCCCCUCCCCCCUUUUGCCCUCUGUUGCCUCUGCUGCCGCCGUCGACUUCGUUGGCACCGAGUCGGUCGGCUCUGCGUCUGCCCCUAGCGGGCGACGCCGCACCGGCAAGGGCAAGGGGGGCAAGGGCGCUAGAGGGGCUGGCGGGGGCGGUGGAGGUGGCGGUGGAGGAGGCGGAGGGAGUGGGGGUGGUGGUGGGAGUGGUGGCGGGGUGCGGGGGCCCGCACCCCACCAGCGCUGCUUCGGCCGCCUGACGGACGCCUGGCGUCUCCAAUUCCCUGACGCCACUAAGAUCCCUCGCUGGGGAGAGCUGCAGAGGUCGGGGGUUGCUAUCUUUGAUCUUGAUUAUGAUGCUAUUCUUGCUGCCAUGUAUGCUGUGUCUACUAGUGAUGAGGGUGACUGUUACGUGUGUGUUCCGCCUGACCCGGGCAUUGAGGCUGCUGUUCUAGGUGCUGGUGAGGCUGCUGCUCUAGGUGUUAGUGCGUCUGCUGCCCCAGGUGCUGGUGAGUCUGCUCUCUUAGUCGGCCGGUUGCGGUCUCCUUAG
Closterium sp. NIES-65 is the source of this 798-nucleotide messenger RNA. NCBI's taxonomy places the organism in Eukaryota, Viridiplantae, Streptophyta, Zygnematophyceae, Desmidiales, Closteriaceae. The record is from the annotation of a GenBank genome assembly.